Messenger RNA from Tarenaya hassleriana, 3785 nucleotides. Its product is annotated as sister chromatid cohesion 1 protein 4. Gene Ontology annotation, molecular function: protein binding; chromatin binding. The transcript is spliced from 16 exons. Gene Ontology annotation, biological process: mitotic sister chromatid cohesion; synaptonemal complex assembly; replication-born double-strand break repair via sister chromatid exchange. NCBI's taxonomy places the organism in Eukaryota, Viridiplantae, Streptophyta, Magnoliopsida, Brassicales, Cleomaceae. The record is from RefSeq and is a predicted model, not a curated record. Gene Ontology annotation, cellular component: synaptonemal complex; cohesin complex. The coding region runs from base 231 to 3464 and encodes 1077 amino acids.
CAUUUUUUCGAAACUAUUCCUUAAGUCUCUCUCUCCGGUUUACUGUUUUCUCGUGUCUUUGACGCAUACGGGUUGUCCGAUUUCCGACCGACGGAGAAGGUUCACAGGAGUGUGGUUCUCCCGUAAAGGCAGAAUUUUGCGGGCUAGGGUUUUCAGGAUUCUGUUCCAUCUAGCUGUUUGAAUUGUUGGGUUUUCUUGAAUUUUCAGGGUUUUUAGGCUUCGGGAGAGGAAUGUUCUAUUCGCAGUUCAUAUUAGCCAAGAAAGGGCCACUGGGAACAAUAUGGAUCGCAGCCCAUUUGGAGAGGAAGCUCCGAAAGAAUCAGGUUGCUGAUACUGAUAUCGGGGUCUCUGUUGAUUCUAUUCUCUUUCCCGAUGUUCCUAUCGCAUUGCGGUUGUCAAGCCAUCUUCUGCUUGGUGUGGUGAGAAUCUACUCGAAAAAGGUGAAUUACCUUUUCGAUGAUUGCAGUGAGGCAUUGCUUAAGGUAAAGCAAGCUUUUCGCUCUACUGCGGUUGAUCUACCACCAGAAGAAUCCAAAGCACCGUAUCACUCUAUUACUUUGCCAGAGACAUUUGAUCUUGAUGAUUUUGAGCUUCCAGACGACGAAAUCUUUCAGGGAAAUUAUGUCGAUCAUCAUGUUAGUACAAGGGAGCAGAUCACCCUUCAGGAUACCAUGGAUGGUGUUGUGUACUCAGCAUCACAAUUUGGAUUAGAUGAGCGGUUUGGUGAUGGUGACACUUCUCAAGCUGGUUUGGAUCUAGAUGAGGAAGUAUUUCACCAUAAGGAUGUUGCUACUGCUGAGGAUGUAGGAGUUUCAGGUGCUGAUCUUGAUGUUUGUUUGGAUGCUUCAACACCUGAGAUAAAGGAGUCAAUUCCAGAAACCGAUGAAGCCAUGCUGCAGAAUCUCAAUGAAGAUCAGGUUGAAGACCUUAUCGUGCACAAUGAGUUACAUGAAUAUGCUCAAGCUCCACAAACUCCUGGAUUAGUUGAAGUGCCAAACCUGUCUAGUGCCAGAGAGGAGCCAGCAUAUGAUGAUCACAUGGAAGUAGAAGAUCAGAAUGCGUCAGAUGUUGCAGAAGAAGGUAGGAAGGCAAUCAGGAAGCUAGACGUUUGUCAGAUGCAUAGCUGUACGGAUGAACUGUCUUCUGAACAUGAUAUUGGUCAGAAAUCAGAUGUGAAUAUGCUACCUGAUGAGACUAGCGACCCAGACAGGCAGAUCGUGCGUCAGGGAGAAUCAACUGUCGCAGUCACGGUUGGGGAUAAGUCGCAAAUAGAUGGGAAAGCCAAUGGGCAAAAUGAGCCAGUGAUGGCAGAGCACGUACGGGCUGAAUCUCCUUGUUGUUCUCACAUCACCACUGAGAUGGAGGAUCCAGGUCAAGUAAUGACUGUACCAGGAGCCAGUAAGGAUGAUGGUAUGAUUGAGAAGUCAGAAGCUGUUGAGCAUCAGUCAUCUCAGGAUCCAACAGAUCUUGGAGUAGAGACUCGAGGUGAGUGUGGUAUCGCAGCUGAGGCAAAUCAAGAAACAGAUUUUAGUUUACGAGGCGAUGCGCAGGCUGACAGCAGUAGACCAGAUGGGCAGCUGGAAAAUGUGCACACAGCUGAUACACAGUUGGGAAAUGUGAUUGGGUCUGCUGAUUCUGAUUUGCCUGCUCCUGAAAAGGUACUAUCCGUACCUGAUGGACUCGCAGACAAGGAAGAUGAUUUCAUGAUUGAAACUACGCCAGACAAAGAGGAUGCAGACACUACUAAUAAAGAUCAUGGAACUAAAAACAUUACUGGGAGAAAACGUACUUUCACUGAGAGCACCUUAACUGCAGAAAGUUUGAACUCUGUUGAAUCAGUUGGGCUGAUCCACUCUAGGAGAACUGCAGAUUCUGUUCCUGAUGACGAUGAUUUGUUAUCUUCUAUUUUAGUUGGGAGGUCAUCUUUUCUGAAGAUGAAGUCCACCCCUGUGCUUGAAGUAGCAUCUUCAAACAAACGGUUACGGUCUGCACCCCGUUCUGCCUCGAAGAGGAAGGUUCUUAUGGAUGACCCCAUGGUCUUACACGGCGAUGUUAUACGCCAACAAUUGACAAACACUGAAGAUAUACGCCGUGUACGAAAGAAAGCACCAUGCACCCAUGCUGAAAUCUUAAUGCUUCAUAGGCAGUUUUUGGAGGAUGAACUCUUUAAGGAGCCAAUAUUCACUGGUUUGUCAGUGGAACUGGUAUCUCUGCACAAUGAGCCAUAUGAUCUGAGAGGAAUCAGGGUAAUUGGAAAUAAUGACCCCCAUGCUUCUACUGGAGUGAUGAAAGAUGAUGAGUGUUCAGUUAGAUCUGAUGUUGUGGAAGAAGAUAGAGUUAAGGAAAGCUCUGUCCCAACAGUUUCCAGAAACGAUUCUGUGGAGCAGCCUGCUCAAGGUCAUAUGUACGAGCAGGACCAGCAAAAUAAAGAUCUGCAAGGGGAAACAAAAGUUGAUAAUGAGCUUGUAGGGGAUAAACCGGAGGUGGAAGUUGACGGAGAGGGCAAUGGGGAUGCUGAUGAAGUAAACAUAUCAGCUAGUCAUGGAACAUAUGAAAUGGAAACUGGCAAAAAGAUCUAUAGUGCAGAGGAUUUACAAGGAGAUGGAUCUCGUGAAAAUCAUGAGGAAUUGCUGGAUGGUCAAGUUGCUGAGGAUGUAUUCCCUCUUGAUACUAGCAAUAAAAGUUGUGCAAAUCCCAUUGAACUUGCCGAAGGAAAUGUAGAGAACAUGGUUAUGAGUGAGAUGGACUUGAAAGCUGAAGAUGAACUUUUACAGGAUGAAACAAAGAUGGAUGUGUCGCCUGGUCUUAGUGAGAUUGAGAAAGAAGGCCCUGUUCUGUGUGAUGAUGCAAUUGAUUGCCUUGAAACUGGCUUCAUAGAAGCUGGUGGUUCUGGUAACCCAGCUAUGGAGAAUGGUAGUGAUGCAGUUGGGGUUGGAAAUAUUGAUGGGGUCCAAACUGCAGAGAUAGAGUCUGAUAACAAAGACCCAGCAGUGUCCAAUGAUGUAUCUAAUGAGGAAGCUGACGUGCAAAAUGCAGCAGGUCUAGGAGCUGCUUCUCGAGAUGGUCUUACAGGAGAUAAUGCUCAGGAGAUGGAAACCACUGGAUUCGAACAUGACACAGGAUUCUUGAAUGUGGAUGAUGAUGACGAGGGCGGUGAAAAUGACGAUGAAGAUGGCACGCAGUAUGUUGAUGAGACUCGUGUUCUUGAGAAUAGUGGAUGGUCUUCUCGCACCAGGGCCGUGGCCAAGUACCUGCAGACUUUGUUCGAUAAAGAAGCUGAGUGUGGAAAGAAUGUUCUUUUGGUGGACAAUCUGUUAACGGGAAAAACACGUAAAGAAGCUUCAAGGAUGUUUUUCGAAACACUGGUUCUGAAAACAAAGGACUACAUCCAAGUUGAACAAGCAAAGCCCUUUGACAGCAUCAAGGUAAAGCCUCGAGCUAAGCUCAUGAAAUCCAUCUUCUGAGUAUCGUUGCCAUCAACUGGGGAAGCUUGUCCUGUCCCAGUAAGAUAUUCGUAUAGGUCCAGUUAGGUAGUCUACACCCCGAAGACCCGUCCCCGUUAUUGUUACUGAAGAAAGUCAUCAUUGUAUCUUGACCUUCCCCCCUUAAGUUAUACUCUCCUUGUAGGUCUUUCAGUAUAAGUGUAGUGUGUCAAAAGUUGGGUCCGAGAGAAACUGAGUUUGUUGUGUUUAUUUAAUCAUAUCUAUAUAUGUGGGUGUUGUUUUGUACAUAUAUUUAUAUACAUAUUGGUGUAACAUAAAUGACCAUUUGAUAUUUGAUGAUGA